GUUCCUAAUUUAUUUUCAUCGGCACUAAAUUUGUGAAUGAUUUGUCAAACUUUCUGAUAUCAUGAUAUUUGAUUAGCAAUGAAAAUUGUCAUUAAUACAACAGAAGAAUUUAAUUUUCAAUAAUAUUAUACUUAAUUUUCUAUUAUGUCUGCUGAAUAAAUAGGACAGUUAAUGAUUCAGAUGCGAAAUUGUUUCUUGCUUAUACUAUUUCUCGAAAGUAAAAAAAUGUGUGCCAUAUCCUUGUAAACCACUGACACAUAUGAAUGAACGCAAUAAAUUUCACUGUGUUUUUUCAUACUAUUUACUGGAAAUGACAACAGAUUUGGUGAUGAAAAUGUGGGUUUGAUUCACACCUGCCUUCCGUUCACAAAUUAGAUAUAAACAUACCUCCAAUAGAGUCAAAGUUGUCGUCUGGAAGAAAGAAAGCAUGGGAAGUCUUGUGGACUAGUAACCCAACGCUUUUAACAUAUCCGUACAAAAUCGUCCGUCUUCACAAACAAAACCAAAGAUGGAGAACUCAUCACUCCGAUGCAUCUUCUUUAUUUUCAUCAUUUUCACCUUAGUUUCGCUUUCUACUGCUGCUUCAAGUCAUGGAGAAGUUGAGGACGAACACGAGUUUAACUACAAGAGGAACGAUGAUAAGGGGCCAGAGAGAUGGGGCGAAAUUAAACCGGAAUGGGAGAUGUGUGGAAAAGGAGAGAUACAGUCUCCCAUUGAUCUGAUGAACGAGAGAGUUAGGAUUGUUUCUCAUCUUGGAAGGCUUAUUAGGGAUUAUGAACCUUCCAAUGCCACAAUCAAGAACAGAGGCCAUGACAUUAUGCUAAAAUUUGAAGAUGGAGCUGCAGGCAGUAUUAUGAUUAAUGGUUUUCAAUAUGAACUCCAACAGCUUCACUGGCACUCUCCCUCUGAGCAUACAGUCAAUGGAAGAAGGUUUGCACUUGAGCUGCAUAUGGUUCACGAAGGCAAGAAUGGGAGAAUGGCUGUUGUGACUGUCUUGUACAAGAUUGGAAGAGCUGAUACUUUUAUCAGAACGUUGGAGAAGGAACUAGAGGCCAUUACUGAUCUGGAUGACGCAGAGAAACAUGUAAGGAUGAUUGAUCCCAAGCAAAUUAAGAUCGGAAGCAGAAAAUAUUACAGAUACAUUGGUUCACUUACCACUCCACCUUGUACUCAGAACGUUACUUGGAGUGUCGUUAGAAAGAUUAGGACCGUGACAAGAGAACAAGUGAGACUUCUCCGUGUAGCUGUGCACGAUGACUCGCUGACGAAUGCGAGACCGGUUCAACCAAUCAACAAGCGCGUGGUUCACUUAUACAGACCAAGAGUUUAGUUGAUGAAGACACAUUACAAGUUCUUACCAAUCCUUAAUUCUUCAUAUAUACACUAAAAUAAUGGUUUCACUAGUUACGGUGCUGUUUUGAUGUGUAUUUGUUUAUUUAUCGUCUAAAAAUAAUAAUGUUAUUAGUUGCUUUGAUGAUAACGACUACCCAAUCAUACCGUUA
Messenger RNA from Raphanus sativus (radish), 1502 nucleotides. Its product is annotated as alpha carbonic anhydrase 7. The coding region runs from base 509 to 1330 and encodes 273 amino acids. Lineage: Eukaryota; Viridiplantae; Streptophyta; Magnoliopsida; Brassicales; Brassicaceae. Gene Ontology annotation, molecular function: carbonate dehydratase activity; zinc ion binding. The record is from RefSeq and is a predicted model, not a curated record. The transcript has 8 exons.